AUGGUCUACUCCAGCGUGCUCGGUUCCCUCGCAUCGGUAUGGUUCACCCUCUACGCGCGUGCCAACCGUGAGGUGAAAAAGGCCGUCGAGGCUUACUGGGGUGGCAAGCUCUCCGCCGACGAGCUCACCAAGGCUGCCGCCGACGUCAAGAAGGCCAGCUGGACCAGCCUCAAGGAGCGUGGCGUCGAGCUCAUCCCCAGCGGUGACUUCACUCUCUACGACCAUCGGUACCUCGGCAAGGGUCUCUCCCCUCUCGAUGUCUACUUCGCCAUGGGUCGUGGUCGCCAGGCCGAGGGCGUCGACGUCCCUGCCUGCGAGAUGAAGAAGUGGUUCGACUCGAACUACCACUUCGUCGUCCCUGAGUUCUCUGAGGAGACUGAGUUCAAGCUCAACUUCAACAAGGCUCUCGAGGAGUACCGUGAGGCGAAGGACCUCGGUGUCGAGACCCGCCCGGUUGUCCUCGGCCCAUCACUUCCUCGCUCUCGGCAAGGCUGCGAAGGAGGCUAG
Epithele typhae is the source of this 507-nucleotide messenger RNA. RefSeq names its product 5-methyltetrahydropteroyltriglutamate-homocysteine methyltransferase. The transcript is spliced from 5 exons. The coding region runs from base 1 to 507 and encodes 168 amino acids. Gene Ontology annotation, molecular function: zinc ion binding; 5-methyltetrahydropteroyltriglutamate-homocysteine S-methyltransferase activity. Gene Ontology annotation, biological process: amino acid biosynthetic process. NCBI's taxonomy places the organism in Eukaryota, Fungi, Basidiomycota, Agaricomycetes, Polyporales, Epitheliaceae. The record is from RefSeq and is a predicted model, not a curated record.